UAUUCGUAAACAGCACCCCCGCCACAAGAAGACAGUGAGUAGGAAUUCCCUGGCAGAGGCUAUAUACGCUUUAUAUAAGCUUUAACCAAAUCUUGUUUCACUUAAAGUCACUUUGUUUGUAGUAAUUCUCCUUGAAACUAUACGCGUAAAUUAUUGUAAUGUCAUUUGUGAAAGAUAUUUUGAGUUACGUUGUAUUUUUUCGUGCAGUAAAUAACUCGCUUAUUUAUCUUAAAGUUAAAUGGCUUACUUUCAGAUUCCUAAUGACUUCACUAAAAUACAAUGAAAGGGAAUAUGAAGCUUGUGAUUGGUUUUUAAAUAUACAAACACAAAGAUCUGUCUCUGAACUUCAAUCAGAUCUGUUCGUCUCAAAUAGCGGAUUCUUGGUUGAUAACAGAACACAACGUUUUAUAGAGCGUUACUUCAAUGCAUUUUAUUUAGUUGAUGUUGGUGGGGAGUUUGAAAAUGAUAUUUGUAUAUUAAGGCAUAGCAAUACUUUGUGUGUUGUUGGUCUUGCUUGUGGGCACCAUAUUUUUAAAAGGUGUAGCAAGAAUUCCUCUAGUGACUGUUCUUCUUCCGUAACUCACGAAAUUUUAGGAUUAGAUUAUCAGGUUUCCAGUGGAUUAAAUCGUUCGAAAAAAAAUGUCAAAGGCCGUCGUAAACACGGAGGUCAUGUUUUGAAUAAAUCUACGGACAUAAUAGCUUAUGCUAUUUGUGAUCGUGAAAUAAAGCAUCCUGUAGUGUGUGGCAUUCCAGGCAAUCUUUUGGAAGUUAAUAAUUCUCUAGACAUUACAAAAACCGAGUUUCAUCCUCCUAUCUCAGAAGAUCUAGGCUAUUUAAAUUCAAAAGUGAAGUUAACUCCUUUGAUAGGAAGCGAUAGUACUAUUAAUGUUGGUACCUACUUAUCCAUUAUAUUGCCAAAACCAAGACCAAGGAAGGAUCAAAGUGGGUGUAUAAUUGAUAAGUCCAUUGAUGAGUCGAUUUUACUGAUUGAUUCUCCCACUCAAAACUGUACAGCAUUAGUUGGUGAUGUUUCAGAAAAGCUUGAUGAUUUAACCCAAUCAGACUAUGCAGCACAGAUUGCUGAUUUUAUUUCACAGACAUCUCUUCCUAAAGAACAAAAAGUACUUAACUGGAAUGAAUAUUCAGCCCUUCGACAUUGUACAUAGAUUAUUCUGUGAUAUUAUUUUUUAUACUAUAUUUUUACAUUUAAAUAUAUAAAUGCUUAUCUA
Molecule: messenger RNA, 1229 nt
Organism: Schistosoma bovis
Lineage: Eukaryota; Metazoa; Platyhelminthes; Trematoda; Strigeidida; Schistosomatidae
Source: the annotation of a GenBank genome assembly